GAAAAACACCUUAAUGUUUCAAAGAAAAAUUAAAAGAAGAAGUGAGUCUUUAAACUAGGCGUAGGAGCAGUAGUAAUCUCCGUCCGCCAUUAAUGUAGUCUCUUUAGGUUUUCCCUCCAUUCCCAAUUCCUCAAUCUUCCCCUCUUUUUCUUCUGGAGACUUUGCUUUCGCAUUCUCAAUGGCCGCCACUAUUGCCUUCAACGUUGUCAGAGCUCCGGCUAAACUUUCAGGCCCAUUUCGCUGCUCUUCUCCUCUCCUCGGUGGCCUUCGAUCAUCGACUCAGCUUCUUCCUGGUCUUUCUUUCCAACGUACACCUUCAUCCUCAUUUUCAUCAUCUGGUAUCAAGACUCAGGUUGCAGCCGUUGAGCAAUCGAGUGUUGCUUCUGUAGCUAAGAAUUUGGAGGGGCCUGUGGUUGUGGUUACUGGGGCUUCGAGAGGGAUCGGUAGAACAAUUGCUCUUACUUUGGGCAAAUCUGGUUGUAAGGUACUUGUAAAUUAUGCAAGGUCAUCAAAGGAGGCUGAAGAAGUUUCCAAGGAGAUUGAGGCACAUGGUGGUGAAGCUCUUACUUUUGGUGGUGAUGUCUCAAAAGAAGAAGAUGUAGAGUUGAUGAUCAAAACUGCAGUUGAUGCAUGGGGAACAGUUGAUGUCUUGAUCAAUAAUGCAGGAAUAACUAGGGAUGCAUUAUUGAUGAGAAUGAAGAAAGCCCAGUGGCAAGAUGUGAUUGAUCUAAAUCUUACCGGUGUCUUUCUUUGCACUCAGGCUGCAGCUAAAAUAAUGAUGAAAAAGAGGAAGGGGAGAAUUGUGAAUAUAGCAUCUGUUAUUGGUCUGGCUGGAAAUGCCGGUCAAGCGAACUACAGUGCUGCGAAAGCUGGUGUGAUUGGUUUCACCAAGUCCGUUGCAAAAGAAUAUGCCAGCAGGAAUAUUAAUGUCAAUGUUGUAGCUCCUGGUUUUAUUGCAUCCGAUAUGACUUCCAAACUUGGAGAAGACAUAGAAAAGAAGAUCUUGGAGAUCAUUCCCCUAGGACGAUAUGGUCAACCUGAGGAAGUAGCUGGACUGGUAGAAUUCUUGGCACUUAACUCUGCAGCUAGUUAUAUUACUGGACAGGUUUUUACAAUUGAUGGCGGAAUGGUGAUGUAAAGCCUGAGUUCGCAAUAUUGCAUGCUUCAAGAACAAGUCUUUUUUUUUUUUUUUUCGAGUUUCACUCUUAGAUAGAUUCUUAUUUUCUGCUGAAAAUUACAUAAGAUAGGAGAGUAUAAUUUGCUCUGUUUUUGAGGGGAUUUUUGUAUGCUUUAUUUUGAACUAUUAUGGGUUUUAAAAUAUUCUAUGGAAACAUCAAAAUAUCAAAUGCAAAAGAACAAAGAAAGUCUUUUCUAAGUUAACUUUA
Molecule: messenger RNA, 1385 nt
Organism: Cannabis sativa
Lineage: Eukaryota; Viridiplantae; Streptophyta; Magnoliopsida; Rosales; Cannabaceae
Product: 3-oxoacyl-[acyl-carrier-protein] reductase 4-like
Exons: 11
Coding region: 179-1138 (319 amino acids)
Biological process (GO): fatty acid biosynthetic process
Molecular function (GO): NAD binding; 3-oxoacyl-[acyl-carrier-protein] reductase (NADPH) activity
Source: RefSeq, a predicted model, not a curated record